AUGAUUGACUAUAGAAACUUCGUGCCUCAAAUGCCUUUUGUGCCAUCAGUUGCAAAAUCACUGCCAAAGAAAAGAAUUUCACUGAGAAGAUCUAAGAAGAGUUUAAGAAACAUGUUUAAUUUGAAAAGAAACAAGCAACAAGACACCAUAUCAGAAGACGAGAGGCUUCAAAUAGUAAAUCUUGAAUCAAACGGAGGAAAAAUAGUCCAAAAACAGUGUCAGUCUAAUGUUGGUGAAAUGCAUUCCGAUGAGCUCUUAGCUUCAGAGUUCCCUGACCGUGAAAUGUACAUUGAUUCCUUCAAAGCACUGUGUGAAGACGUGGCAUCUCUGAAGAGCUUUGAUUCACUAACUGGCUGUGGAGAAAUCUUUGCAGAUGAAUGUUCCUCUUUUAUUGAUAUAGAAAACUGCAGAGUUACAUUUAUUUCAAAGCCAAGUCCCAUAGCUGCUAAUUUCCAAGGUGGAGGAGAGAGGCUUGCCUCACCGGCCAAAUCAGAAUCUAUAGAUUUCUCCAGAUUCCAUGGACAUGCAAAGUCACUGCCAACAAAUUUAAGUUCAAAUGGACUUUUUGAAGCUAUAUCAUUGCCCGAUUCCAAUGAUACAAUCAGAAAAGAAACUGACAGCAUUAUGUCAAGGGACCAAGUUUCUUGUUCAUCCUAUAAUGAUCUCAUGUCUUCUAGUGAGAACAUUAAUGACCCAGAGUCUCCAAAAUCCACUAGUGAUGAAGGAUAUUAUGAUUCAUUCUCGCCUAGACUAGAAGAAGAGAAAAAUGAAUUGCAAACACGUAGAUCAUUCCCAAGAGACAGUUACAGCGGAGAUGCCCUCUAUGAGUUAUUUUGUGACUCUGGAGAAAUUAAAAAAUGGCCCAGUCGAGACUGUGACAUGCCAGCAUCUGGCCACAAUGCUGAAAAUCCUACAUCUAUCUACAGUUUUUGUAUAGGAUCUGAAGAAAAUAUGGCAUCUCAGCCACCAUAUGAUCUGGUGGGAGAUGGUGUUCUCCAAAGUACUUGGAACGGGAGAGAAUGUUUGUUGAAACUAUGUGACACUGAACUGACUUUAACCAUGGGAAUGGUCAAUUGGUUAAAGAAGACAGGAAGGAUAACAGAUUCUGAAAUCAAUGAUCAAAAUUCUACUUCUGAUGAAAUGGAAACAAUGGAAAUUGGAUCAAAAAUAGGGAAUGGGACUGAGGCACUUCAGACAAUUGCAUCAAGAGAUGAAAGUUUGGAAUGUUACAAAUCACACAGGGGAUAUAAAGAAAAAGAAUAUUGCAGUAUAAUUAGUCAUAUCAGAGAUUCUGAAAACAUAUUAGCUGAUAUCUUGUCUGGCAACACAUCUGAAGAGCCAGCCACAACUAUUACAGAGUCCAUGGGGGACUUGCCUGAAAAAGGCUUCCCAUUUGAAGAACAUUUGGAUGCCUACAAUGUAUCACAAGCUCCAUGUCAGAAAAUAAUAGGGGUCUGA
This is a messenger RNA of Nanorana parkeri, 1458 nucleotides long. It is a transcript of the gene AMER3, whose product is annotated as APC membrane recruitment protein 3. The transcript is spliced from 2 exons. Bases 1 to 1458 code for a protein of 485 amino acids. Lineage: Eukaryota; Metazoa; Chordata; Amphibia; Anura; Dicroglossidae. The record is from RefSeq and is a predicted model, not a curated record. Gene Ontology annotation, biological process: regulation of canonical Wnt signaling pathway. Gene Ontology annotation, molecular function: phosphatidylinositol-4,5-bisphosphate binding; beta-catenin binding. Gene Ontology annotation, cellular component: plasma membrane.